Molecule: messenger RNA, 906 nt
Organism: Aspergillus mulundensis
Lineage: Eukaryota; Fungi; Ascomycota; Eurotiomycetes; Eurotiales; Aspergillaceae
Exons: 3
Coding region: 1-906 (301 amino acids)
Source: RefSeq, a predicted model, not a curated record
AUGGAGUGCCUCAAGCACAUCACAGCCCGCAAAGUGCUCUUCCGCGGCGGCGAGCCCUGGCCCGGCGCCUGGCGCACCCGCACCGAUCCUCCUCAAAGCAGCCGCGGGCAGAACAACAACCACAACCACACCAACGGCCUCCCCCGCGGCUCCAGCCACGCCCGUAACCUCUCCUACGCCUCCAUCGAGCACCACUCCUACGCCGAAACAACCGAGUUCCACGGCUGGCUCGACCGCGCCCCGCCAGGCACGGACACCAGUCCCAAGGGCACCGUCAAUUCCGCAUGCAUGGAGUCCUCGCGGGACAAUCUCGAGUUCAAAACAGUGGAUCUAACCGCCUACGACGCAAUCGAGGUCGUCCUGGGGAAAUCCGACGGGAAGGUGUAUACGAUCGCACUAGAAGACGAGCGGCAGUUCCUCUCGUGGGAGGGCCAGUUCCGCUGCGUGAAUGAGAAGGGCCUUAUGACGCCGACGAGGCGGAUAUUGAGGCUUGGGGAUCUGGUGCCGCGGCGCCAGCGCACGAGCGCGAUUAUGCGGAAUAGUCCGCGGUUGUUGGAUGCGAGGAAGGUGGGGAGAUUUCGGGUUGCGAUUUUCAAUUCCCAUCCCAGCCAGGAAGGACCGUUCUCGCUGAGCAUAUACUCGAUCAACGCGGUUAAGCUGAAUUGCUCGUGUCCGCCGGUUGUGGAUCCCGUGAUUGAGAGGCAGAAUGGUGUGUGGAAUUGGAGGGUAGGGGCCGAGUUGGCCUUGUCGGAAGUAAAGAACCGCAUGGGAGAGGUUGCGUUAUUUCUGCGCGCGAGGAUGCCGGAGUUGGAGUCCAAGCUGAAAGCGCAGAUCAAGUCGAGGCUCAAGACGGGUGAUGCUUUGGGAUGGGGAUGGGUACGGAAGGCGAAGAAGGGGUCUCUUUAG